Molecule: messenger RNA, 684 nt
Organism: Gossypium raimondii (Peruvian cotton)
Lineage: Eukaryota; Viridiplantae; Streptophyta; Magnoliopsida; Malvales; Malvaceae
Exons: 4
Coding region: 55-357 (100 amino acids)
Source: RefSeq, a predicted model, not a curated record
CACUCCACUACUCACACAAGCCUCAGCCUCUCUCUCUUCUCUUGUUUUUCAUCCAUGAGUGAGUUACCAGCCAAUAGCAAGGAGAAGAAUUCUCCUCAAGAGCAGCAGCAACGCUCAAAUUCAAACCACACGCCUAGGCCUAACCUUAAUGUGCUCCUUCCACAACCCCGAUUCCCCGUCAAUAGCAAUGAUGAUAGUGAUGGUGAAUAUGAAACUGAUGAAUAUUUUGGAGGUGAAGACUCUGAAGACAAAAAACAAGAAGAGCUGAAGAUCAUGCAGCUGGAAUUUUGGGUCUUUGUAUUUGGGGAACUAGACAAUAUGUUGACCAGGUUAACUCAUAACUUGUUAAACCCAUAAAAGAUAACAACUUGUGGAGCAUGAUGGGUGAUUUGGAAGAUGGACCCGAAGAGCACAUUGAUGUUCUGCUAUAAUAGUUCUAGCAAUAGAAUAAGGCAAAACAUGUUGUUUCUUUUCAAUCCUUUUGUUUGGGGUUAAUUAAUGUUUGCGUUUGGUUAAGUGUUUCAGAUAAUUUUGUCUUUGUUUUGCUUUCUUUCUGAGUCUAAAGUCUUUUGUAUGUCGGCUGUGAUUGGUUUUCAUCAUUUUGUCUUUGUUUUGCUUUGUUUCUGCGUCUUAAAGUCUUUUUUGUAAGAGACUAUUAUUUAUGAAUAAAAAGUCGUUCAUCAA